AUGGAAACAGUGGAGGUGGAGGGUGGCCUGCGCAUCCCUCUUUCAAGAUACACAAUGGCUUCCACCGCACGCCAAUUCGCCCGCGUGGCCCUCCGAACCACCACCCGCCGCACCGCCUUCGUCGCUGCCCCCAGGCAAGCUUUCCGACAGGGUGGCCGCCGCUACAACUCUUCCCAGGCUGGCAAGUCGGGAUCCUCGCCCUUGGUCUGGAUCGCCGGUGCCGCCGUCGCCGGAGGCGCUGGCUACUAUUUCUACACCCAGGGCGCGUCCGGCGCUGCCACCAAGGAGUUCAAGCCCACCCAGAAGGACUACCAGGAGGUCUACAAUGUGAUCGCCAACCGCCUGGAGGAGAACGAUGAGUACGAUGACGGUAGCUACGGCCCCGUCCUCCUCCGUCUCGCCUGGCACGCGAGCGGCACCUACGACAAGGAGACUGGCACUGGCGGCAGCAAUGGCGCGACCAUGAGGUUCUCUCCCGAGUCCGGCCAUGGUGCCAACGCCGGUCUCAAGGCUGCUCGUGAUUUCCUCGAGCCCGUCAAGGAAAUUCCCUGGAUCACCUACUCCGAUCUCUGGAUUCUCGGCGGCGUUUGCGCCGUCCAGGAGAUGCUGGGACCCCAGAUCCCUUACCGACCCGGCCGCGUUGACCGUGACAUGGCUGCCUGCACCCCCGACGGCCGUCUCCCCGACGCCACCCAGGGCUCUAGGCACCUUCGCGACAUCUUUGGCCGAAUGGGGUUCAACGACCAGGAGAUUGUUGCCCUGAGCGGUGCUCACGCCCUUGGCCGCACCCACAAGGACCGCAGCGGUUUCGAUGGCCCCUGGACCUUUUCCCCCACCGUGCUGACCAACGACUUCUACCGCCUUCUUCUCGAGGAGAAGUGGCAGUGGAGGAAGUGGGAGGGCCCGGCUCAGUACGAGGACAAGAAGACCAAGAGCCUCAUGAUGCUUCCCACGGACAUGGUGCUCGUCCAGGACAAGGAGUUCCGGAAGCACACUGAGCGCUACGCCAAGGACAACGAUGCUUUCUUCAAGGACUUCGCUGCCGUCGUUGUCAAGCUUUUCGAACUCGGUGUCCCCUUCCCCGAGAACGCGGAGCGCAUGACCUUUACUUCCCCAACGCCUAAACGAGCUGCGGAAAUGAAACCGAUUCGCAGAGAUGGGCUCUCUGUCGUGAGACGGUGA
Molecule: messenger RNA, 1182 nt
Organism: Parascedosporium putredinis
Lineage: Eukaryota; Fungi; Ascomycota; Sordariomycetes; Microascales; Microascaceae
Source: the annotation of a GenBank genome assembly